Scedosporium apiospermum is the source of this 2550-nucleotide messenger RNA. RefSeq names its product DNA topoisomerase 1. Lineage: Eukaryota; Fungi; Ascomycota; Sordariomycetes; Microascales; Microascaceae. Gene Ontology annotation, cellular component: nucleolus; chromosome. The transcript is spliced from 5 exons. Gene Ontology annotation, molecular function: DNA binding; DNA topoisomerase type I (single strand cut, ATP-independent) activity. Gene Ontology annotation, biological process: DNA topological change; chromosome segregation; DNA replication. The record is from RefSeq and is a predicted model, not a curated record. The coding region runs from base 1 to 2550 and encodes 849 amino acids.
AUGAGUUCAAGUGGAUCUGAGGAUGAUAUGCCUCUUGCCCGUUUCAACAGGCGUGUCUCAGGAGGGAUGAAUUCGAAAGUUUCCUCCGACGCCAUGGAUAUCGAUGGUCCGCUUACCAAUGGAUCAGCCAAGCGAAAAUCUCGAUCCUCCAUUAAUAAGGUCAACUAUAAGGACGAGUCGGAGGAUAGCGAUGAUGGUCAACCCUUGGCGAAACGCCAACGAACACGAACCAUGGUCCCCGACGACGAUUCCGAUGAUGCCCCCCUUAGCAAGAGCACGAAAGCAAAGAAGACGCCUGCCGAGAAGGCCAUCAAGGAUGAGUCGGAUAGCGAUGAUGACAAGCCUCUCGCAAAGCCUGCCGCUAAGCGCAAGUCAACCGGUAGCGCACUUACGAAGAAAGCCAACGGGGUCAAGAAGCACGAAUCCGAUUCGGAUGUGCCACUGAAGAAGCCUAAGAAGGCGGCUGCAACUGCCAAGGCCAAGGCCAAUGCCACCAAGACGAAGGCCGCUGCUACCAAGGCCAAGGCUACGCCGGUGAAGAAGGCUGCCAAGCCUGAGUCGAAAGACCAAAGCGAGGCUCCUGAGGAGGCGGAAGAGGAGUACGAAUGGUGGAACGCACCGAAGAAAGAGGACGAUACGAUCAAGUGGACCACUCUCGAACACAAUGGUGUCCUCUUGGCUCCGGCUUAUACGCCUCUUCCUUCCCAUGUCAAGCUGCACUAUGAUGGCAAGCCCGUGAAUCUUCACGUCGAAGCUGAAGAGGUAGCCUGGUUCUUCGGCUCUAUGCUCCACUCAACGCACAACGUCGAGAAUCCUGUAUUCCAGAAGAAUUUCUUCACCGAUUUUAAGGAGACUAUCAAGCAAACCGGAGGUGCCACUGACAGGCACGGCAACAAAGUCGACAUCAAGGAGUUCUCCAAGCUCGAUUUCACCAAGAUUCAUGAAUACUGGCACACGACGAAUGAGGCUAGAAAGGCCAGAUCCGCAGCCGAGAAAAAGGCUGAGAAGGCCGAAAAGGACAAGGUUGAGGCUCCCUUCAUGUUCUGCAAGUGGGAUGGCCGAAAAGAAAAGGUCGGCAACUUCCGUGUGGAGCCUCCUAGUCUAUUCCGCGGUCGUGGAGAGCACCCCAAGACUGGCAAGGUCAAGCGUCGUGUUAUGCCAGAGCAGAUCACGAUCAAUAUCGGCAAGGAAGCCAAGGUCCCCGAGCCUCCUCCGGGUCACAAGUGGAAGGCCGUUCAGCACGAUAACAAGGCUACGUGGCUUGCUAUGUGGCAGGAGAAUAUUAAUGGCGCCUACAAAUAUGUCAUGCUUGCCGCGAACAGUGCCAUCAAGGGCCAGAGCGACUUCAAAAAGUUUGAGAAGGCCCGAGAGUUGAAGAAACACAUCGACAGGAUUCGCCGAGAUUACACCAGGGAUCUCAAGAGCGAAGUCAUGGCGGACAGACAGCGUGCCACGGCCGUCUAUCUUAUUGACAAGCUCGCUCUCAGAGCUGGAAACGAGAAGGACACCGAAAACGAGGCGGAGACUGUUGGUUGCUGCUCGUUGAAAUACGAGCACGUAACUCUCAGGGAGCCCGACACGGUCAUUUUCGAUUUCCUCGGUAAAGACAGCAUUCGUUACUAUGAUGAGGUCAAGGUCGACAAGCAAGUGUUCAAGAACUUGAAGCUCUUCAAGAAGUCUCCCAAGACGACCGGUGAUGAUAUCUUCGACCGCCUCACGACAAGUCAACUGAACAAGCACCUCUCAGGUUAUAUGCCCGGCCUUACGGCCAAGGUGUUCCGUACUUACAAUGCCUCGAUCACAAUGGCAAGGCUCCUGAAGGAGCUCAAGGGUGACAACCGACCCAUUGCCGAGAAGGUCAAGCUGUACAACGACUGCAAUCGUCAGGUGGCCAUUCUCUGUAACCACAAGCGAACGGUGGGAGCCAGCCACGAGCAGCAGAUGGAGAAGCUCGGCGACAAGAUCAAGGCCUACCAGUACAAGAAGUGGCGAGCCAAGCAAAUGAUCCUGGACCUUGAUUCCAAGCAGAAGAAGAAGAAGGGUGCCGAAUGGUUUGCUAUGGACCCGGAGCUGACUGAGGAGUGGAUCCUUGAGCACCAGGAACAGCUUGUCGAGAAGGAGCGUGAGAACAUUCAGAAGAAGUUCCAGAAGGAGAACGAGAAGCGCGCCGCCGAGGGAGAGAAGCCUCUUCCGGAUAAGGAACUGAAGGAGCGGCUCAAGGCGGCCAACGAGCUUCAGGCCAAGUUCAAGAAGGAGAACAAGUCGAAGAAGGUUGCCGCUGAAGGCCGAGGUGUGACGGUGGAGAAGCUGGAGGCUCAGAUUGUCAAGCAUGAUACUCAAAUCAGCAAUCUGAGACUCCAGGCUGAAGACCGUGAGGGUAACAAGGAGGUUGCCCUGAGUACCAGCAAGCUUAAUUACAUCGACCCCCGUCUUACGGUCGUCUUCGCUAGAAAGUUCGACGUUCCUAUUGAGAAGUUCUUCUCGAAGACGCUGCGGGAGAAGUUUAAUUGGGCCAUCAAGUCAGUUGAAGAUGAUGACUGGGACUUCUAA